AUGGCAAUAUUUUCUAGAAAGCCAGCAACAUUAGCGAUGGAAACAUUUUCUAGAGAGCCAGCAACAUUAGCAAUGGAAACAUUUUCUAGAGAGCCAGCAACAUUAGCGAUGGCAAUAUUUUCUAGAAAGCCAGCAACAUUAGCGAUGGAAAAAUUUUCUAGAAAGCCAGUAACAUUAGCGAUGGCAAUAUUUUCUAGAAAGCCAGCAACAUUAGCGAUGGCAAUAUUUUCUAGAAAGCCAGCAACAUUAGCGAUGGAAACAUUUUCUAGAAAGCCAGCAACAUUAGCGAUGGAAACAUUUUCUAGAAAGCCAGCAACAUUAGCGAUGGAAACAUUUUCUAGAAAGCCAGCAACAUUAGCGAUGGCAAUAUUUUCUAGAAAGCCAGCAACAUUAGCGAUGGAAACAUUUUCUAGAAAGCCAGCAACAUUAGCGAUGGCAAUAUUUUCUAGAAAGCCAGCAACAUUAGCGAUGGCAAUAUUUCGAAAGCCAGCAACAUUAGCAAUGGAAAAAUUUUCUAGAAAGCCAGCAACAUUAGCGAUGGCAAUAUUUUCUAGAAAGCCAGCAACAUUAGCGAUGGCAAUAUUUUCUAGAAAGCCAGCAACAUUAGCAAUGGAAACAUUUUCUAGAAAGCCAGCAACAUUAGCGAUGGCAAUAUUUUCUAGAAAGCCAGCAACAUUAGCGAUGGCAAUAUUUUCUAGAAAGCCAGCAACAUUAGCAAUGGAAACAUUUUCUAGAAAGCCAGCAACAUUAGCGAUGGCAAUAUUUUCUAGAAAGCCAGCAACAUUAGCGAUGGCAAUAUUUUCUAGAGAGCCAGCAACAUUAGCAAUGGCAAUAUUUUCUAGAAAGCCAGCAAUAUUAGCGAUGGAAACAUUUUCCAGAAAGCCAGCAAUAUUAGCGAUGGAACACUCAGAAAGCCAGCAAUAUUAG
Macrobrachium nipponense is the source of this 927-nucleotide messenger RNA. RefSeq names its product serine-aspartate repeat-containing protein I-like. NCBI's taxonomy places the organism in Eukaryota, Metazoa, Arthropoda, Malacostraca, Decapoda, Palaemonidae. The transcript has a single exon. The record is from RefSeq and is a predicted model, not a curated record. The coding region runs from base 1 to 927 and encodes 308 amino acids.